AUGGACAGCUCAAGUGAUAAAUGGGCUCAGCAAUAUCUAAUCGAUCCUCUCAAUGCUCCUCAGCCGAGCGAAGAAACAGGUCCCGGAAGCCAUUUCAAAUCUUCCAUUCCACAAACCCAAUCGAGCAGUUUCGGGAGAAACAAUUCCACCAAGAAAACCGCCCAAUCAACCGUGUCUUCCUACCCAACACCUCCCUCCUCCGCUAGUCCGACCAAAUCCUCCUUUAGCUCCAACAAUCCCUAUUCAUCUCAUCGUCAAUCCGCUUUUGGCGGCUACUCCAAACCCAACAGUGGAAGCCUCCGCAAGAGUCUCGAAGAACCAGUGAGCGAUAAUGGCAAAGGACGUCGACGAGGUAGCUCACUAGGUGAACGCUUCCCCGGUGACAUGUCCCACAGACCUCUCGAUCAACUCCGUCAAGAAACCAAAACAGCAUAUCGAUCUCCGCAUCUUCGUAAGAAGCACAUUCCAGGUGCCGAUACCAUUGAUUCUCUCGAUCGUACUGCAAUCUGUGGCGCGUAUCAUCAUGGAGGCCCUUAUGAUGCUACAUUGAUGGCACGUAAUACAAGCUACAAGAAUUCCCCCGUGGCAGCGGUUGCGGAAACGAACGCGGAAGCGAUCAGAGCUACCCCGAGAGAAAAUAUUCAAGAUAGUUUGGAGAGACACAUUCCCUUAUCAGGAACAGCUGCAAUUCCUCCCGGAAUGCCGGGUCCAGAUGGUAGAAUUAUGAAUUACGAAGAAGGUGCAGAUUUGAUGAGGGAACCUGAUGCUGCUGGUGGUGCAUACAAGAGAUGGGAUCAUGUGAAAUACCUCCCCGAAGACUACAAAGGCAAAGGCGAACCCUCCUUCACCAUCGAAAAGGCCCUCAAAGACCACAAGCGCGCCCAAAAAUCCCACCGUCGCAACAUGUCCGACGGCAACUCCGCCUACGAAAUGCAAUCUCAAUCCUCCCCGUCCGCAUCAGGAUCAAGUCUGCGUCCCCCUCCCACAAACCGCCAAAGAAGCGCAAGCGGAGGUAACCUUGCGAGCGAUAGCAAAAACAUGACGACGACGAGCGGGAGAGCAAUGGAAACGGUGGAUUUUUCAAAUGAUGACGCGGGUGUAGGAAGUAGCAGAAGUAAUAGUGCGGGGAAAUCGCACAAGAUGGGUGAGGGUCUCAAGAGGAGAUUCGGGAGCUUGAAGAGGAGUUUGAAGGGGAGUGAGAAUUAG
Messenger RNA from Botrytis porri, 1206 nucleotides. RefSeq lists its product as uncharacterized. The transcript has 3 exons. Lineage: Eukaryota; Fungi; Ascomycota; Leotiomycetes; Helotiales; Sclerotiniaceae. The record is from RefSeq and is a predicted model, not a curated record. Bases 1 to 1206 code for a protein of 401 amino acids. Gene Ontology annotation, cellular component: cytoplasm.